AUGUGCCACCACGGAUCAGAAGCGACGGUAGAAUGCACGCAAGAGGUGAUGAAGGUCACGGUGCCCAUGGAUGGAGACAGAAGGAUAUCCUACUUAGAUCAAUUUAAAGACUUCGAGCCAUGCCAGCCGACGCUGGAGAACAACGUGGCUACCUUCAUGCUGGACCUGCAAGCCGGGUACUACAAGUGCGGCCUGACGAGGGUCAUCAACAAAAUGACGAACAUGCGCACAUUCUACCAUAAGGUGAUCAUAGAGGGAGCCAGCGGCGACCGCGAGACGGUGCUUGCUCGCUGUCUCGUCAACCCUAAAGGACGGCCGCUAGUCAAGAGGGACACCCAAGCCUUCCCGCUGGACUUCAACGAGCCUGAUGUUCUAAACAUCACUCGAAGUGAGACGGGGCAUGCACCUGAACCGAUGCUUUUCGCCAUUGUCAAGAAAAACGGAGUCCCUGUUCCCCGCAACGACUCAGUAAGCCCCGGCACCCACCUUACGAUGGAGAUCUUCUUGGACAACGAGUCGGCACCCGUAUAUGGCCUGUUCGUCAACUACAUGUACGCGACUAAUACGGAUAAUCAGCAGGAGACGAUUAUAUUGAAUGGCUGUUCCCUGGACGCGUCUCUCUUCAACAACUUCCAGACCACCGACGGAGACCUCCUGGUGGCCAAGUUCAGGGCCUUCAAGUUCCCAGACACCACCUACGUCAUGUUCAUAGGCACUGUGAACGUGUGCCUGGAUAAAUGCCCUGGGGUGCAAUGCAGCAACGGCGCUGAAGGCUACGGCAGGAAGCGUCGGUCUAUCUACUCUGAGCCCAGCUCCAACAGGGUAUACGAGGUGUCUCUCACUACCUUCCUGAAGGUGGACUGGAAGGAGGGUGAAAAGGAAGCAGAGGAUGUCCUAGCCCUCAUCAAGAACCUCAAAGCAGCCAACCAAAUGCUGGACGACAAAGAUGGCACCCCAGCAACAGUGGCCGAGCGAACCCAGGACAAUAAACUAGUGCUGCACUCCCAAGAACUAACGAGUAACAGCGUGGCGCUCACCUACAGCUGUUUAUUACUACUGAUUAGUGCGCUGCUAGCUUUUUAGAAUUUUAGGUAAAAUAGGAUAGCGUUGGGACUUGAACAUUGGUCUGUAUUUCUUCAAGGAAUUCUUGUAUUGAGUUGGAUGUGCUUUCUAAAGAUGUAGGAAUUUUGUAACGAAACCAAUUUUUUAAGUACGAUUUUGUAUGGCCAUUUGAAAUUUUAUUAAUGAAAAAAAAUUGUGACUAGGUACAUCCUUCUUUCUUAGAUGAUGAAGAUUUGUUUGACCAAUGAUUCGAGAUAUUAUUAUGUUCUAUUCUGACGAACAUUUUGGUGACAUGGACAGAAGAUAAUUAUGGCAUAAAGUACCUACCUACUUAGAUGAUCAGUGUUGAGUCCAGGACAUUACAAUCCAAUCAAGCAAACUGCGCACCUCGCUGGAAUGUGCACCCUCCCACUUAACCGCACACCGCCCCGCGUUCACCCCGUCCGUACCAGAGCGACGAUGUGACGUCAGGGGUGCCAAAUGCGCAGUUUACUCGACCGGGUAAAAAAAUCUGUUCUUCGUCGGUCCCUCACUGAUGAGGAUCGCGACCAGUAAUAGUCGUGCGGUACACACAGCUUUUGACCGCAGUGUACAACCUACGAUAGCGAGGUGUGCAUGGGAAAAUGAAAGCUAUUUUACAGGCAAUAGCAUCAUUUACUAAGAUUCAAGCUAAGUUAAUAGUUGAACCUGGGUGGGCAUACAUUUCCAGGAGGUAUAUAAAGCCAGGAAAAAAACAAAUGUUAGCGCGAGCUAAAGGAGAACAGUGCCAUCUGUUAUCCCAAAUAGAAAAGAUGUUUUACCACAGGUUUUACUUACGAUUGUUCUUGGUGGAUUUAAUUUUCACUUGACACUCAAACUUGUACACGCAGUCUGCGGAGGAACACUAUAAAAUGUGGUCGCGAUCCUCUUUAAAAAAUCUGUUACAUGUCGCCAAAAAACUCCUUGGAAUAAAACAAUAGGGGAUGCGGGAACAAUAACAUAACAAUUUGAUAUUAAAUUGGCCUUUAAAACGACGUAAUUAAUUUUAAUUUGAUUUUACGUGAUUUCUCUAAAACUAUGUAGUUGAUAAGACGAACUAUACCUUACUAAACCAAUUAUAAAAUUUAUUUUAAGUUUGUGUUGUUCAAAAGUCUACAACGAAAAUUUAUUUUAGUCAAAAUUAAUAAGAUUCUUAUAAGUUUUUUUAACUUAUUUUGUAUUUUAAUAAACAAUGUGCUCAAUAUUAUAUAAAAAAAUAUUCUAAAAGAAAGUUAUGCAAAAAUAUAGCAUACAAUUUUGGUUUUGGUUUUCUUUAGCGUCAUAAGCGAAUAAGCUUUAACCACCAACUAACAAAUUGUUGGACAUUUUUGCAACGACAUUAUUUAUUUUAUGGUUUCACAUAAAAUAAAUGUCAGUUAAGUUUAAGUAAAAGUGAUUUAAUCGAAGUAACGUAUUUUGUAAGUGCCUAAAUAAUAUUUUUAAUCUUAUGUUUAAUUUUACUUCAUUAAUUGAAUCAAAUCUGACCAGGGCAUGAUAGUUUUUUUUGUUUUAAAUAGAACAGAUCUCAUUUUAUUCAUUCUUUUGAAUAAUUUUAAUGUUUUUAUUUUUCCUCAGUUUUUUUCCAUGUAAAAGUUAUAAUCUGUACCACUUUUUUUGUUCGUUUAAUAUAUUUUUAGUCUAAAUUAAUUGACGUAUCCUACCCAGGAUAAUAAAACGUCAUCAAAUACAUUUUAUAGUAAGACUUAAAUGUAACAUAAUUAUGUAAUGUAAAAAAAAAAUGUAGUGAAAAUUGUUGUGAAAUUUCAAGAAACAAAUGUAGUACUGGUCAGUAAACUAAUACUAAACAUUUUAAGUUCACUAGUCUUAAAAAUAGUUAUUCAG
Molecule: messenger RNA, 2922 nt
Organism: Ostrinia furnacalis (Asian corn borer)
Lineage: Eukaryota; Metazoa; Arthropoda; Insecta; Lepidoptera; Crambidae
Gene: qsm
Product: Zona pelucida superfamily protein qsm
Exons: 9
Coding region: 1-1083 (360 amino acids)
Biological process (GO): anatomical structure morphogenesis
Source: RefSeq, a predicted model, not a curated record